AUGGCCUCGUCAGAGUACUCGCAAACGCUGCAAAAUAUCACUGAUGCAAAGCUCGAGGAGCUUUCCCUCAAGCGUCAGAUAUUCCUGGAGCGCAAAGCGUCUGCCAUCGACGCGGCAGAAUCGACAGCUUCGCCGAUCGCAAAGAUCCGUGCUCUCGCAGAUGGCGUCAAGUCGUGCUUCAACAUUCCUAUUAAAGAUGGCCGUGUGAUAAUCCGUUCGGGUAAUCACAGACAACUUGAGAUCGACCUUGCGAAUCUUGACCGGUUCCUUCAACAAGCCGAUUAUGAUCCAGCAAUCUCGCCCGAUAUGAUCGAGCGUUGGCAUCGGACUUUGCUCCGCUACCUCGACAUCCACACGCUCAAAUACGAAUACGCGACACUCUUCGCACAGCUCACUAAGGAGUGGUUAUCGGUCAAGAAGAACCAGAGCUCACAGUCCCAUGUCGGAUCUCAAGGUGAUUUUGAGAAAAUCGCGAGUACGACCAAGAUGGAAAGUCGACAGUCGUGGGAGGAGACCGUGUUCACUGCUGCAGGCCAUGACGCUGAGGUGAUCACUGCUUUUCUUACCGAGCUGUUCUCCGGACUUGGGCCCCCUGGACCGGAGGGAGAAACAGGCCAAGCACGAGGUGUGGACAAGACUUUACAAGAACUGCGGGCGAGAGUUGGAAAUUGCGGAUUACACGUCUCAGCGCCCCUUGUCAAGCCCACAACUCUCACGUGGGUCAUUGACGGGCUGCUGAACUCAGAUCUGAUGUCGGGCAAGCAGCAGACGGCCCUGAGAGAGUUUACAAAGGACGAUACCGUCUUGAGUGAGCUAUGCGACGUGAUCAACAUGCGGCUGGCGAGGCUAGAUGCGUGGACGUGGGGUCCUGCUGUCCACGUCGAGCAAAGACGCCAGAUGAAUGGAACAUAUCAUAUGCAUAUGCACGAGGACCUCAUACAAGCAAUAUUCUUGCAAUAUAUCGGCGUCAUGUGGUCCAAGUCCUUCAAAACUGCGAUUCGUGAAUUCCGAGCGAAGCGCGAUAACUGGAAAUCCCGGCGAUCCCAGAUUCCGGCCACUGAUAAAAAGCGUCUCGAAUUCUUUUCCUAUGGCAAGUACAAUGAGAUACCUAGCUUGCAAACCACCAAAGAAACCAUUCAUCGUGAAGCAUACUUCGUAUCGCAGCUGCCUGAGAGCGAAUACGAAAUCCGAAAGCACGACGAGGGUGAGCUGGAGGCUUCCUCUUGUGUUAAGGCGAACAGGCCCAGAGCAAAGCAGACUGCACCUAGACCACGACCGGGAACGAGAGCGAUGGCGUAUCGCAAGAUUGCCCCCUCGGCUGCCGCUGCAGCCGAGGAGACAGAAGAGUCUGAUGAAGACAUGGGCUUCCGUCUGUACGACGACGACCCCUCUGACGAGCCCGAUGCCAAUUAUACUGACAUCUAUGGCUCAAGCAUGAAGUCACCCGCCAAUCAGUCCAAGGCAAAGCAGAACCUUUUACUUCUCUUGAGCGCAGACACAAUCAUCAACAAACGGCUGCAUGGCGAGAUUACGUGCUUCCGGGCCCAGUAUGAAUCGCUCUACCCGAGCCUGCCGCACUCUACGAUCCUUGCAGUCCUCCGGUUCUUCGGCGUGUCGGAAAAGUGGCUGAGCUUUUUUGAAAAGUUCUUGGCUGCGCCGCUGAAGUUCAUGGAUGAGCCCCAGGCCGAGCCGCGAAUGCGCCGACGGGGAACACCAGGGUCGCACGCACUGAGUGAGCUCUUUGGCGAGACUACACUCUUCUGCCUUGACUUGAUGAUCAAUAAGGAAACCGACGGCGAGAUACUCUGGCGAGUCAACGAUGAUAUGUGGUUCUGGUCCCGCGAUCAGGAAACAAGUGUGGCGGCGUGGAAGGCCAUUCAGCGCUUCAACGAGAAGAUGGGCAUUUCCAUCGGUGAGGACACCUGUGGGGGUGCUCACAUCACCACUGAGAAAAAGAAGCGGGACUCGACCAUUCACCCGGUUCUACCCAAGGGCAAGAUCAGAUGGGGAAUGCUGUACCUGAACCCCGAGUCUGGCAAUUUCGAGAUCGAUCAAGAUAUGGUAGACGAGCAUAUCAAGGAGUUGCAGCGUCAGCUGGACGACAAGCAAGGAAGCAUUUUUGGGUGGAUUCAGGCCUGGAAUUCAUACGCAUCCACCUUCUUCAGUUACAAUUUCGGCGUGCCGGCGAACUGUUUAGGUCAACGACACGUCGACACGAUGCUAAAGACCCACGAGCGGAUCCAACGUGAAAUAUUCUCGUCAGGCCCCGGCGGAAGCCAAGGAGACAGUAGCGUGAUCACCCAUCUACGUGAGAUGAUCCAAUCACGCUUUGGCACGGUGAAUCUUCCCGAUGGAUACUUUUUCCUCCCGAUCGAUCUUGGAGGACUCGAGCUGUCAAGCCCAUUCAUCACUCUCGUCGCCCUCCGGGAUUCAGUUGUGACUGACCCCGAUUCUCUUCUUGACGAUUUUCUUGAAGCAGAAAAGAGAGACUAUGCCAACCACAAGCGAUGGUUCGACGCAAAGGACAAACUUAGCGCCGAAUUCCGAGAACGUUGGCGCCCCGAAGAUGCAGACCAAUUCAUGUCAUUCGAGGAAUAUACUCGUUACCGCGAGUAUUUGAACUACCGUGGCCGAACGAACUUGGUGGAGGUCUACGACAAGCUCUUGAAGCUGCCGCAGCUGGAGGAUAUCAAACAAGAUGUGUCCGGACCGGUUACUCUGGCUCUUGGUCAGCUACAGGGCCAGAAUAAUCUAUCAGGAGUCCAGUCAGACUGGUACAUGAUGUCGUCCUACUGGAGAUGGCUGGCGCAGCUGUACGGGCCGGAGAUUGUGGAGCGGUUUGGCGGGUUCAAUAUCGUUGAUCCGGGAUUGUUGCCCAUCGGGCUGGUGAGCCAGUUCCGCAGUGGCAGGGUCAGUUGGGCGGAGGAGUAA
Penicillium diatomitis is the source of this 2931-nucleotide messenger RNA. RefSeq lists its product as uncharacterized. The transcript has a single exon. The record is from RefSeq and is a predicted model, not a curated record. NCBI's taxonomy places the organism in Eukaryota, Fungi, Ascomycota, Eurotiomycetes, Eurotiales, Aspergillaceae. The coding region runs from base 1 to 2931 and encodes 976 amino acids.